AUGGCUUUUGUGAAAAUAGUAUCUGUAGAAGAUCUUAAUUGUCCAGUGUGCUUUGAAAUCUUUAAGACUCCUGUUCUUCUGUCAUGUAGUCACAGUAUCUGUAAAGAGUGUCUUCAACAGUUCUGGAAAAACAGGAAGACUCAGGACUGUCCCGUCUGCAGGAGAAGAUCCUCAAGAGAUGAACCUCCAUGUAAUCUGGUGUUGAAGAACUUAUGCGAGUCAUUCACAGCAGAAAGUGCUCCAGGGUCUGAGGAGGUCUGCAUUAUCCACAAUGAGAAACUCAAACUCUUCUGCUUGGACGAUAAACAGCCUGUGUGUAUUGUGUGCAGAGAUUCAGAAAAACAUGCUAAUCACAGAUUCAGCCCAAUCGAUGAGGUUGUUCCAUCUUACAAAGAGCAGCUUAAUACAGCACUGAAGUCCUUACAAGAGAAGCUUAAACACAGAGAAAAAAAUAAAGGAGAGUGUGAUCAAACAGUCCAGCACAUCAAGACUCAGGCUGAGCUCACAGAGCGGCAUAUUAAAGAGGAGUUUAAGAAGCUUCAUCAGUUUCUGCAGGAUGAAGAAGACGCUUCAAUCACUGCACUGAGGAAGGAGGAAGAGCAGAAGAGUCAGAUGAUGAUGGAGAAGCUUGAGGAGAUGAACAGACAGAUCUCAGCUCUAUCAGACACAAUCAAAGACUUAGAGGAGAAGAUGAAUGCCAGUGACGUCUCGUUUCUACAUAGCUUUAAUGCCACAAUGGAAAGAGCCCAGAGUUCACAGCAAGAUCCACAGAUGCUUUCUGGAGCUUUGAUUAAUGUGGCAGAUCAUCUGAGAAACCUGACCUUCAGAGUCUGGAAGAAGAUGCAGCAACUUGUUCAAAACUCUCCUGUGACUCUGGACCCAAACACUGCAAAUACUUAUCUGAUCCUGUCUGAUGAUCUGACCAGUCUGACAAGCAGUGAAACGUGGCAACCGGUUCCGGAUAAUCCAGAGAGAUUUGAUGAAUAUUCUUGUGUUCUGGGUUCAGAGUGCUUUAACUCAGGAACACACUUCUGGGAUGUGGAGGUUGGAGACAAUUCAGAGUGGGUUAUUGGAGUAACCACAGAAUCAAACCAAAGGAAAGGAGAAGUUUUCUUUAAAACCAAUGUCUGGUGCAUGUGGUAUGAAGAUGGUAAAUAUUUCUCACAAUCCCCAAAGAAACCAAACAGACCAUUUGCAGUUAUAGAAAAGCUUCAGAGGGUGAGAGUGGAGCUGGACUGGGACAGAGGAAAACUCUCAUUCUGUGAUCCUGUAACUAACACACAUCUACGCACAAUGACAACCACCUUCACAGAGAGAGUCUUUCCGUUCUUUUAUACUUUUGAUGGAUCUGUCCCUCUGAAGAUAUUACCAGCUAAAGUGGAUGUAACAACAGAAAACGCUUUGCACAUGACACGCUUGUAACA
This is a messenger RNA of Sinocyclocheilus grahami, 1424 nucleotides long. Its product is annotated as zinc-binding protein A33-like. NCBI's taxonomy places the organism in Eukaryota, Metazoa, Chordata, Actinopteri, Cypriniformes, Cyprinidae. The record is from RefSeq and is a predicted model, not a curated record. Gene Ontology annotation, molecular function: zinc ion binding; protein binding. Bases 1 to 1422 code for a protein of 473 amino acids. The transcript is spliced from 6 exons.